Messenger RNA from Herpailurus yagouaroundi (jaguarundi), 1118 nucleotides. RefSeq names its product transmembrane 4 L six family member 20 (gene TM4SF20). The transcript has 4 exons. The record is from RefSeq and is a predicted model, not a curated record. Lineage: Eukaryota; Metazoa; Chordata; Mammalia; Carnivora; Felidae. Bases 429 to 1118 code for a protein of 229 amino acids. Gene Ontology annotation, cellular component: membrane.
CUCUCUCUCCCUUUCUCUCUUCCCCUCCCCUACUGAUACUUGCUCUCGCUCUUUAAAUAAAUAAACUUUUAAAAAAGAUUAAGCCAAUGUAGAUUGGAUACUGGGGUGGACACAAGUUUGUGUGUGGGGUGGGUGGGAGUGGCUGUUUUUAAUCAUUAUCAGGAAAUUUUUGUGUCUACCAGGGAAACAUUUUAUUAUAAACUAUAAAAGCUUGUUUUUAACAAAUACAUAACGAAGUGCAAAUAAACCCCAAUUUACUUCCUCAAUAGUUCUCAUAAUAAUGUCCUGCCCUACUGGACUCUGAACUACUUCCCGCAAUUAUUUUUCAUAAGUUCUAAACUUUAACCAGAAGGCUCAGGAUAAAAGGCAAGGCAGCGCCACCCAAACAGCCACUUUGACAGGGUUUCUCGUUGAACCAGGGACUGACCAUGACCUGCUGUGAAGGAUGGACAUCCUGUAAUGGAUUCACCUUGCUGGUUCUACUUCUACUGGGAAUAACCCUCAACGCAAUCCCUCUAAUUGUCAACUUAGUUGAUGAAGGCCAGUUUCUUCAAAACCCCAUCUCUUGCUUUGAAUGGUGGUUCCCAGGAAUUAUAGGAGCAGGGCUGAUGGUCAUUCCGGCAACAACAAUGUCCUUGGCAGCAAGAAAGAGAGCGUGUUGCAACAACAGAAUUGGAAUGCUUCUGUCAUCACUUCUGAAUGUGAUCACAGUCAUUGGUGCUGUGUACUGCAUGUUAGUAUCUCUCCGGGCUCUCUCGGAAGGCCCUCUCAUUUGUAACUCUCAAGUGAACAGCACUUCCAGCUGUGAAUUUUCAUUCAACAACUUAAGCAACAUCCAUCCAGAAUCCUUCAAUCUACAGUGGUUCUUCAGAGAGUCCUGCAUGGCUCCUGCUGAGGUCACUGAUCCCACCCUCAGUGGUACCAGGGCCAGUGAUGGUGGACGCUAUAGCUUGAACUUCAGUUCUAAAGAAAACAAACACAGGACGAUCCAUUUUUCAGUGUUCUUGGGCCUGCUGCUUGUGGGGAUUCUAGAGCUCAUGUGUGGGCUCAGUCAGAUGGCCAUCGGUCUUCUCGGCUGUCUGUGUGGAGUCACUAAGCGGAGAAGUAGGAUUGUGUAG